GUUGCAGAAUAUGUCGCCCAAAAAUGGCCGACUCCUUCGCUGGAGCCUAGCUUUGCAACAGUUUUCUUUUGAGGUCAGGUACAAAAAGGGUAAACUGCACACCAACGCGGAUGGCUUGAGCCGACGCUCAAAAGGGUCUGUGGCUGAAGGCGACAUGGCAAAGGGAGGAGAGGAGGAACGUCCUGCGCAAGUGGCAUGCCCCCUACCACCGAAUGUGCAGCAUCCACCAGGUGCCAUGCCAGUCCGGAGAACUAGGGCCAAGUCUGGAGUUGAUACGGCACGGGAUCUGCUGUCCAUUCAGCAGGACCAGCUGGCUGUCCAGCGAGAACUGCUGGCCACACAGCAGGGUCUGCUGGCCACCCAGCAGCAGCAGCUGGCAGUUCAGCAGGAAAUGCUGCUCGUGCAGAGAGAGCCAGUCGAUGCACUCCGUCGACUUGCAAGCGUAGGUGUUAAGAGAACUGUAGUGUAG
This is a messenger RNA of Ixodes scapularis (black-legged tick), 469 nucleotides long. RefSeq lists its product as uncharacterized. The record is from RefSeq and is a predicted model, not a curated record. NCBI's taxonomy places the organism in Eukaryota, Metazoa, Arthropoda, Arachnida, Ixodida, Ixodidae. The transcript is spliced from 3 exons. Bases 11 to 469 code for a protein of 152 amino acids.